This is a messenger RNA of Fukomys damarensis (Damara mole-rat), 2685 nucleotides long. RefSeq names its product calcium voltage-gated channel auxiliary subunit gamma 5 (gene Cacng5). Gene Ontology annotation, molecular function: channel regulator activity; voltage-gated calcium channel activity. Bases 143 to 970 code for a protein of 275 amino acids. Lineage: Eukaryota; Metazoa; Chordata; Mammalia; Rodentia; Bathyergidae. The record is from RefSeq and is a predicted model, not a curated record. The transcript has 6 exons. Gene Ontology annotation, biological process: neurotransmitter receptor internalization; regulation of AMPA receptor activity; transmission of nerve impulse. Gene Ontology annotation, cellular component: AMPA glutamate receptor complex; postsynaptic density membrane.
GGCGGAUCGUACGGGACCGGCUCCGGGCAGCCGGCGCGGUACCUCCCGACCCGCGCGCCCAUCCAGCGAGGGACGCACGACCCGAGGUCGGUGGUCGCGAGAGCCCACUCUGUGCUGCCGGCCACCCUGAGCCUCUGGGAAGAUGAGCGCCUGUGGGAGGAAGGCCCUGACCCUGCUGAGCAGCGUCUUCGCCGUCUGCGGCCUGGGCCUCCUGGGCAUCGCUGUCAGCACUGACUACUGGCUCUACCUGGAGGAGGGCGUGGUCCUGCCCCAGAACCAGAGCACUGAAGUCAGGAUGUCCCUGCACUCAGGCCUCUGGCGGGUCUGCUUCCUGGCAGGUGAGGAACGAGGACGCUGCUUCACCAUAGAGUAUGUGAUGCCCAUGAACUCCCAGCUAACUUCAGAGUCCACAGUCAAUGUUCUAAAAAUGAUCCGCUCAGCCACGCCGUUCCCUCUGGUCAGCCUCUUCUUCAUGUUCAUCGGGUUUAUUCUGAGCAAUAUAGGACACAUCCGUCCCCACCGGACAAUACUGGCCUUUGUUUCCGGCAUCUUCUUUAUCCUCUCGGGCCUCUCUCUUGUGGUGGGCCUGGUGCUCUACAUUUCCAGCAUCAACGAUGAGAUGCUCAACAGGACCAAGGAUGCCGAGACCUACUUCAACUACAAGUAUGGAUGGUCAUUUGCCUUUGCCGCCAUCUCCUUCCUUUUAACAGAGAGUGCUGGGGUGAUGUCAGUGUACCUGUUCAUGAAGAGGUACACCGCCGAGGACAUGUACAGGCCUCACCCUGGGUUCUACCGCCCACGUCUGAGCAACUGCUCGGAUUACUCCGGCCAGUUCCUGCACCCGGACGCCUGGAUCCGGGGCCGCAGCCCCUCUGACAUAUCCAGCGACGCCUCCCUGCAGAUGAACAGCAACUAUCCAGCCUUGCUCAAGUGUCCUGACUACGACCAGAUGUCUUCUUCUCCCUGCUGAACACUCCCAACACCCACCUGGGACUGAGGACAGCCAAGAGACCCUUCCCUUCUCCCCUGCCAGCCCCUGAGCCCCAGGACACCUCCUGCUUAGCCAUGGUUACUCGACCUUGUUCCCUCCCUGCUUUUCCCAAAGCAGCUCUAGGGCGCAGCCUGUUGGAGCCUAGAGCCAAGGAGCUCGCUGAUUGGCCAAGAACAUGGGUAAAGCCCCGCCUCUGGGGUGCCAGUCACAGCAGUGGCUCUCGGAAGCCAGCACCCCGGUGCCAGGAGGGGACUGUGUUCCGGCUGUAUAUUGUUUCUGAACUCCCAACUCGAGGGCCCCAGCCAAGGCCACCUCUGAGAUGCCAAGUUCCUGACAGGCAGAACCAGCCUCGAGUGCCUGCCAAGUGGCCUGGCCCGCAUAUUCAUGAUCUGGGCUGUGAGGACUAACAGUGACUGAUAGGGGAGGUCUGGGUGGCUCCUUUAUCCUGAAAUACUUUAUCCUUUCUGUCACCCACCUCCCUCCACAAAAUGCACCCAUCCCAGGGUGUGGUCCCUUUCUCUUCCCAUCUCCGGGUAACUCAGAGUCCCUGACCCAGGGGCUGGGGCGUGGUCCUGAAGCCAUGCUGACGAAGUCACAAAGAGGUGUUAAUGGCUGAAGAUGUCUUAAUACACAUGGCCCCUUGGUGACAUAUUUAAGGGAGCCUUUAAUGCCUUAACCCGAGGAAGUGACUCUGACAAUGACAAUCUGAGGAUUUGGUCUGAGUUCAUAGUACCAGCCACUGUGUCCAGCCCUGGGGUUACUGUCGCUGCAUACAGGGGCCAAAUUCCCAUCCGAGGCCCUAAAUCUAAUCACAUAGACAGGGGUCUCAGGCACCUAAACAGAAAGCAGCUUUCACAGGGGCUGCCUGGGAUUUGCAGCCAGAUUGGGUGACACUUUUGUACAUUUUGAGCCUAAACAAGCCAGACUCAGAAUGAUCCAGCUGCCCUCCCCAGGAUGCUGUGAACAUUUGGGGGUUGCCUAUUUAACUCAUACAGAGGAGCAUCUGCUCGCUUGUUAGGUGACAUUUGCAGCGAAUGAGAUGCCUCCAGAAGACUGGGUAGCAUCACGUUCAUUUUCCUGGUGGGAAACUGAGGCAGGAGGUGGUCAGACCCUUCUGUGAAGCCCCUGAGAAGAAACCAGCAAAGGGAGGAGCCACUGCCAACAGAGAUCCCUCAAUUCUCUAGAUCUUGGCUCUGCUUGUGCAUUUUUUAUUGAGAUUUUGAGCAGCAAAACCAUGUCAUGAUACUUGCUGCAUAUUUUUGCCAUGGCCGCUUUUCUUUUGCUGUUUUUAAAACAUCACUGGGUUCUGCAUACACGAAGCCAUGGUGGGUGACUCUGGGGCUCCGACAAGCAGUACAGGAACCCAGCCAGCUGGACACUGUAUUAAUCAACUCAGGCUGCUGUAAACUACUCCGACUGGGUGGGUCUAACAACAGAAAUUUACUUUCUCACAGUUCUGGAGGCCAGAAGUCCACAAUCAAGUUAUCUCCUGGUCUGGCUUCUUCUGAGCCCUCCGCCCGUGGCUGGAAGGUAGCCACCUUCUUUCUGUGUCCUCUCUUUGUCUUUAUGCCGCUGUAUGCCUGAGGUCUCUGGUAUGUCUGAAUUCCCUUUUAUAAGGACAUCAAUGAGUCAGGCAAGGUGGCACACGCUUGUAAUCCCAGAGCUCUGGGAGGCUGAGACAGGAGGAUCACAAG